This is a messenger RNA of Penicillium daleae, 3840 nucleotides long. RefSeq names its product inositol polyphosphate kinase VIP1. Bases 1 to 3840 code for a protein of 1279 amino acids. Gene Ontology annotation, cellular component: cytosol. The transcript is spliced from 3 exons. Gene Ontology annotation, molecular function: diphosphoinositol pentakisphosphate kinase activity; 5-diphosphoinositol pentakisphosphate 1-kinase activity; inositol hexakisphosphate kinase activity. Lineage: Eukaryota; Fungi; Ascomycota; Eurotiomycetes; Eurotiales; Aspergillaceae. The record is from RefSeq and is a predicted model, not a curated record. Gene Ontology annotation, biological process: inositol metabolic process; inositol phosphate biosynthetic process.
AUGGAUCCCGACAAUGGCCAUCCGAGCGCCUCGCUCACCGAUGCGCCCUCAUUCAAGAAUACUAUCGAUAACACCUCGAGCCUAGGCUCGUCAGUGCCGCCACCGUUGGAGCUGGAUCAGGAAGCAAAAGGCCAUUUCCCUGCAGAAUCUUUGACGCCAACUCGACUCCAGGGCCAAACCUCUCCCGUGAAAUCGGCGAGAACGGACACAAUGCAGGAUGCUCGCUCGAAUACCAGGAUUGGCCAUGCCACUCGCUCAUCCAGUCAGGCCCGCCGGCGAUUCAGUGGCAGCACGGCUGCCAGCUCCAUUAGCGAAAUGGAGUCCACCGGUCCGAAACCCUGGCGACUUGGUGUAUGUGCCCUGGAUGUCAAGGCCCGCAGCAAGCCCAGCCAGAAUAUCCUCACCCGCCUCCAAUCCAAGGGUGACUUCGAGGUCAUCGUGUUCGGUGACAAAGUCAUUCUCGAUGAAGCCGUGGAGAAUUGGCCUGUCUGCGAUUUCUUGAUCGCCUUCUUCUCUGAUGGAUUUCCUCUCGAUAAAGCGAUUGCAUACGCAAAAUUGCGGAAGCCAUUCUGUGUCAAUGAUUUACCCAUGCAGAAGGUAUUGUGGGAUCGACGACUCUGUCUAAGAAUUCUCGACCAGAUGGGUGUCCCCACCCCCAAGAGGUUGGAGGUGAACCGAGAUGGCGGGCCAGUUUUGGAAUCGACGGAGCUGGCACAACAUAUCCACCACUUGACCGGCGUCAGACUAGAAGGACCGGAAGAUGGAACCGGUGGAGGUGCCCCAAGAACGCAGCACGUUUCGAUGUCUGAGGAUGGAGAAUCCUUGGUCGUGGACGGUCAGGUCUUCCGGAAACCGUUUGUGGAAAAGCCGGUCAAUGGCGAAGAUCACAAUAUCCAUAUCUACUUUCCCAAUGACCAACAGUAUGGUGGUGGAGGCCGGAAGCUCUUUCGCAAAGUCGGCAACAAGAGUUCCGAGUACGACCCAGACAUGUCUGUACCACGGUCAGUCACCGAGAAGGAGACUAGUUAUCUUUAUGAACAGUUCCUGCGAGUCGACAAUGCCGAGGACGUCAAAGCAUACACGGUUGGGCCUGACUUCUGCCACGCGGAAACGCGCAAAUCCCCCGUGGUUGAUGGUCUCGUUCGACGCAAUACCCAUGGGAAAGAGCUGCGGUAUAUCACCAAAUUGAGUAAAGAAGAAGCGGCUAUUGCCUCGAAGAUCUCCAACGGUUUCGGGCAGCGGAUCUGCGGCUUCGAUAUGCUUCGCGUGGGAGACAAGAGCUAUGUCAUUGAUGUCAAUGGCUGGAGUUUUGUCAAGGACAACAACGAUUACUAUGACAAGUGCGCUCAUAUCCUACGGGAUACUUUCUUGGCAGAGAGGCGCAAGGGUGAGGGGGCCCCAGAGCCAUCAGAACCACCAUCUCCAGAUUUGGGCACAUCCCGACGCAGUACGGCAGGGUCACAUCGUCAGGCGCUCAAGACCUUGCUCAAGUCGCCAAGUACGUCCAGACUUUAUGGAAGUCAAAGCGUACAGAAACCCCACGAAUCCACUGCCUCGGAUGUGUCUACCGGUGCGCCAUCAACUGCGUCUUCUACCGGUCCAAUAGAGGGUGUGGAUUUGGCGGGCAACCCGAUCAACCCGACUUCUCGGGAGACUCGCUCAGACACGCGCGGAUACAGUCCUUCCAAUACCAAGUCUCCUGCCGUGUCCAUCCAUCAAACCGGCGAUGGCUCCGCUCCUCCUCUCCCGGCAUCUAAACACUCAUGGAAACUGAAGGGCAUGGUGGCAGUCAUUCGUCAUGCCGAUCGCACUCCGAAGCAAAAAUUCAAGUUCACCUUCCACACUCAACCUUUUGUCGACCUACUCAAGGGCCACCAGGAAGAAGUCGUGAUUAAAGGAGAGGCCGCACUAUCCAGUGUUUCCGAAGCCGUGAAGAUCGCCAUGGAGCAGGGACUGGAGGACAUGGAGAAGCUGAAGCUGCUCCGCACUUCCUUGGACAAGAAGGGUGGUUGGCCUGGCACGAAAGUGCAAAUUAAACCAAUGUUCCGCAAGCGUAGGCCAGAGGAGAUGCGAGAGCCAGGCUCAGCUACGACGCCUACCGCGCCAGUCGCUGGCGAAAGCAUUCCGAAGGAGCCUCUUUCGCCGGUGGCCGGUGAGGCAGGGGCUGAAAAUGAGGCCUUGCGCCGGUCUCAGACCCGAAGCGAUUCGAUUUCUGGCGCCACAUUCUCCCGUUUUUCUGCGGUGGAAAAUGACCUGAUUCUUGAUAAACUGCAGCUUGUUAUCAAGUGGGGAGGAGAGCCCACACACGCUGCGCGAUACCAAUCCCAAGAUCUUGGCCUGAACAUGCGGGAUGAUCUUAAGCUGAUGAAUAAGGAAGCAUUGAACAAUGUUCGACUUUUCACAAGCUCCGAACGGCGAGUGAGCACAAGUGCUCAAAUCUGGGCGUGCUCAUUCCUUGACCAAAAAGAGAUUCCGGAAGACUUCAUCCAAGUUCGAAAGGAUUUGCUGGACGAUUCUAACGCUGCGAAAGAUGUCAUGGACAAAGUCAAGAAAAAGCUGAAGCUUUUGUUGCGGGAGGGCUCUGCACCGUCUCAGUUUGCAUGGCCCAAAGACAGCAACAUUCCCGAGCCCUCUGUUGUCCUUGCUACUGUGGUUGAACUGAUGCAGUUCCAUCGAAGUGUCAUGCGACACAACUUUGAGAAGCUUGAAGCAUCUUCCCUGAAGAAUGACGAGGAAGGACAGGUACCGAGCCAGCAGGACGCCACAUCGGAUGAGCCAGAUUUUUCCAGUGUUCAAGGUCGCUGGUGUGCAGGAGAGGACCCACGAUUGUUCAGAGAACGCUGGGAGAAGCUCUUUGCCGAGUUCUGCGAUACAGAGAAGGUUGAUCCCAGCAAGUUAUCCGAACUUUACGAUAGUAUGAAAUUCGACGCACUUCAUAACCGACAGUUCCUGGAGUGGGUCUUCAUGCCGCCGGACGAGGAAGACGACCGAUCCAGUGUCAAGGGCCGAAGCCCCUCCAAGUCCGACUCGACCUCCGAAAGUAAGGCCGGAUCCGAGCCAGCCAGCGACAAGGCCGACGAACGCGGCGAAAAUCAGACGUUUGCGCAUCGCUUCAAUUUGAAGAAACGACUGUACGCACUCGAAUCGUUGCCUCAUCUCCGUGCUCUGGACGAUUCCUACGACCACUACUUCAAGCUGUUCCCUGGCUCCACCUCCACCAAGUGCAAGAUAGAUGAGCGCCUCUCGAAGCUUCGAGAGCUAUACAAGCUAGCGAAGGUCCUGUUUGACUACGUCACGCCCCAAGAAUACGGCAUCACCGACAGUGAGAAGUUGGAGAUUGGCCUUCUCACCUCUCUCCCGCUUCUACAGGAGAUUGUGCACGAUCUUGAAGAGGUUCAGGCUUCUGAUGAUGCCAAAUCCUUCUUCUAUUUCACCAAGGAGUCCCACAUCUACACUCUGUUGAACUGUAUCCUAGAGGGUGGUAUGCAGACCAAGAUAGCUCGCCGUGCCAUUCCAGAGCUCGACUACCUGUCCCAAAUCUGCUUCGAGCUGUACGAGUCCCGGGACAGUGAGAAUGAGAUCAACCCAUACUCCUAUUCUAUCCGGAUUUCGAUCAGCCCUGGCUGCCACGCUUUCGACCCACUUGACGUGCAGCUCGAUUCCCGGCACGCCAUCGGCUGUGCCCCGCGACGCAGCCUCACUGCCCACCAUGAUUGGAAAGAGGUGAUCGAGACGCUGAAGGCAAAGUUUGACACUGUUGAAUUGCCAAAGUCAUUCAUUGCAGUGAAUCUGAGUGACAAGCAUGUCGCCUCUCUGCCGGGGGAUCAGGAGGACUCAUAG